AAGAAAUUUUGCAAUUAUUGAUUUGGUGCAUUUUCCUGUUAGCCACUGUCCUUGGCCUAUGACUAUAGGUGACGGUCGCAGGGUUGUUGUUUUACUUUUAGGCAAGAGUGGUUCGAGGGAGUAAGAAGUAGCAGAUAGUUCUGUACAUGUGAGGUCAGACGCCAACAUGGAUAUUCUUUUCGCCGCCGUGCUAUCCUUUGACUUGAUAGUGUUUCUUUGGGACAGCUAUUUGUCCAGUCGACAGUAUCGCCUGUAUAAAGACACACCCAAAGUUCCUGAUGAGGUCAGCACGUUUAUGAGUCAAGAAACGUUUUCAAAGUCUCGUCUUUACCAGAUGGACAAGAGCAAUUUCGGUUUUUGGCAUCAUAUCUACAGCCAGGUGGAGGGCAUUGUGAGCUUGUUCUAUGGCCUCCCUAUGUUGUGGUAUGCAUCGAGUGUACUGCUGGAGUCCUUUGGCUUUUCACCAGAUAGAGAGAUUGUACAAUCAUGUAUCUUCCUAGUCUUGACACAGUUAGUCUCGAUGGUGCUCGAAGAGCCAUGGUCAGUGUAUGGCACUUUUGUUAUUGAGGAGCGCCAUGGCUUCAACAAAUACACUGUCGGCUUCUACAUCAAAGACAAGAUCAAGAAGUUCUUGGUGUUCACUCCGCUAACACUGGUUAUUACCUCACUGCUGAUCUACGUCAUCCAGUGGGGUGGAGAGUACUUCUUUGUCUAUGCAUGGCUCUUCUGUGGAACAGUUAUGCUGGUGAUGGUAUUCAUUUACGCUGACUUCAUUGCUCCGUUGUUUGAUAAGUACACACCUCUUCCAGCUGGUGAACUACGCACAGCAAUCGAGAACCUUGCCGCUACCGUAGAGUUCCCUCUAACCAAGCUCUAUUUGGUCGACGGAAGCAAGCGCAGCGCACACAGCAACGCAUACUUCUAUGGAUUCCAUAAGAACAAGCGCAUUGUGCUCUUCGACACACUUCUGCGCCCAGAAAUGCUUCCCGAGGAAAUGCGCAAGAAGUCAUCCGGUACAGAAGACGAGUCAUUAAAAGAAACUGCCGAGGAGGAACAUGAGCAAGUGGAUAAGGGAGAGGGAGAAGAUACUCCAGCAGAGACUGUAGCUUCAAAGGACAGCAAGACUGAGGAGGAGCAUGGCUGCACUCUGGACCAGAUCCUAGCAGUGCUGCUGCAUGAGCUGGGCCAUUGGAAACUCAGUCAUAACUUGAAGAACAUCAUCAUUUCACAGAUCAAUCUUUUCCUAUGCUUCUUCAUCUUCGGUCUGCUGGUCCAUCAACAAUACCUGUACUCCAGCUUUGGAUUCCCUGACAGCCGGCCAACACUGAUUGGUAUGGUCAUCAUCUUCCAGUACAUCUUCUCUCCCUACAACGAGGUGAUGGGUUUCAUCAUGACCCAGAUCUGCCGCCGUUUCGAGUUCCAGGCCGAUGAGUUUGCCGCGAAGCGGAAUCGUAGCAAGGAGCUGGGUGAGGCGCUGGUUCAGCUGAACAAGGACAACUUGUCCUUCCCCGUCAGUGACUGGCUGUACUCCGAGUGCAAUCAUUCACAUCCAUCACUCAUCCAGAGACUGCACGCUCUCAAGAAGUAUCAGUAGGGUCUGGAAGAGUGGGUGACUUGUGCCAACAGCAGCCAUCAUUCUAUUCAUCAUAGUCGUGUUGCCUUUUUCAUCGGACCCUGUUGGUGUCUUCCUGUGUGUUCGCUCUCGAGUUCACGUCGUGGUCACGUGGUGUGUAGCACUGUAUUCUGCAAGCUCACUGAAAGCAUUCAUAUUGGAGUACAGCAAGCACAGGUCAGAUAACCUUGCUGAGAAGCUGGUGGAUCCGAUAUAUCACCACAUAGAUCAUGCUGUAUCCUCCGCAUUUCCAGGGCAUUGGCUUUAUCUUGUAUAUUAUCUUGAGGCAGACUUUACCUACUUCAAGUACAUGUACUUCUCGGUACACUGCUGCCAUGUGUUUUUGUUCGAGCUCUCACUAGUGCUACCACCCACUCUCUUGUGUGUUGCUUCCUGGCCAGGGCAGUGAUAUCUUCAUGCAUGUCUGCAUAUUUGUUUCGCAGUGGUGCGGAAAGUGCAAGCUAGGUGAAGACUUAGGAUGCUUUUUUUCAUGUUUUAUAUACCUCUGCGGAUUCCCGUGGCUUUUACUGGCUGCAGCCUUUCCCAUCCUUAUGAUACUAGUACAUUUGAACUUUCUUUCGAGUUGUGCCUGUUA
This is a messenger RNA of Sycon ciliatum, 2207 nucleotides long. RefSeq names its product CAAX prenyl protease 1 homolog. The transcript is spliced from 9 exons. The coding region runs from base 167 to 1594 and encodes 475 amino acids. NCBI's taxonomy places the organism in Eukaryota, Metazoa, Porifera, Calcarea, Leucosolenida, Sycettidae. Gene Ontology annotation, biological process: CAAX-box protein processing. Gene Ontology annotation, cellular component: endoplasmic reticulum membrane. The record is from RefSeq and is a predicted model, not a curated record. Gene Ontology annotation, molecular function: metalloendopeptidase activity.